AUGACGACAGAGGCCCAGGCUUCAGAAUCUUCACUGGCAAAAGCCUCAUCUGCUGAGAGUUCCCUAGGAAGCCAAACUUGGGAAGACAAGGGCGUAGGGGCCUGGUCUCUGACGGCCUGGGUUUCAGAGGCCCAGGCUUUGGAGGCCCGGGCUGCAAGGGCUCAGGCCUGGGAGACUCAAGCUUGUGAGGCUCAGAGCAGGGCCAGCCAACCCAAGCCAACCUCUGUAUCGGGGGUAGAAGCUGCCCCAGUCCUGAAACAGAGACUCUUACCUGCGAAAGUUCAGGUGCCAGAGAAGGAAAAGAGUGAGGUUCUCUUUACUCGUCCAUUCUGGUCCAGCAAGGUUGAGUACAUCCUGGCCCAGGUGGGCUACUCCAUGAGGCCAGGCAGUCUCUGGCAUUUUUGCUACCUGUGGCUUCACAGCGGAGGUUGCAGUUUUCUCAUCAUCUACAUCUUCCUGCUGUUGUUGCUUGGGGUUCCUCUCCUCUUCCUGGAGAUGGCAGCUGGUCAGAGGACUCGUCAGGGCACCAUUGGUGUGUGGAAGGUCAUCAGCCCCUGGAUUGGUGGUGUAGGGUAUACCAGCUUCAUGGUGUGCUUCAUCACUGGCUUGUACUUGAAUGUGGUCAGUGCCUGGACCCUCUUCUACUUGGGUCAGUCCUUCCAGUUUCCUGUUCCAUGGGAGAAAUGUCCUUUACUGAAGAACUCCAGUGGCUUUGAUCCUGAAUGUGCACGGACGACACCCUCCCUGUACUUCUGGUACCGGAUGACUUUGAAGGCCUCAGACAGAAUUGAGGAUGGUGGGCCACCAGUCUUCAGUCUGAGCCUGCCCUUAUUCGUGUCCUUGUGUAUUCUUGGUGCCCUCAUGAUUAAUGGGCUCAAGUCCACCGGGAAGGUAAUAUAUGUCUUGGUAUCAUUGAGCUAUCUCAUCAUCCUCUGUUUCAUCAUCCGGAGUAUACUGCUGGAUGGGGCAGUAUUUGGCCUUCGGUAUUUGGCAGUUAUCAAGAUAUCAGAUAUGUACAACGUGAACGUGUGGUACCGAGCAGGGAACCAAGUCUUGUUUUCCUUGGGCCUCGGCUUUGGCUCCAUUGUCUCCAUAUCCUCGCACAUGCAACCGUCCAACAGCUGUCUCAGUGAUGCCUUUGUUGUGGCUCUGGCUAACCUGGUCUCCAUGCUGCUUUUCACACCUUUUAUCUUCUCUGUCCUGGGCUUCUGGGCCACAGUCCUCACACACCGCUGCAGUGAGAAGAAUACUGAAACACUUUUAAAGCUGGUAACCCUGGGGAUACUGCCUCCUGAGGCCCAGCCCCCUCAAAACCUGAAUGGUGACCCGACCUCCAUCUUCACCUCCUGGUUCAACAGCCUCUCCAAUCCCAUCAAGAGGAAGGUCCUCAGGCAUGUGCCUGAGUGCAACUUAGAGAAGCAGUUUUUGAAGGUUAGGGAGAGCACAAACUUUGCUUUCCUGGCCUUCAUUGAAGCCAUGUCAUUUAUUCCUGGGUCUGUCUUCUGGUCGUUCCUCUUCUUCCUGAUGUUGCUGACCAUGGGGAUGACCACCAUGAUAGGGAUCAUGCAGGGCAUCAUUACCCCCCUCCAGGACACCUUUACUUCUUUCCAGAAAUACACAAAGCCAUUUACAGUGGUUGUCUUUCUGCUCAUGUUCCUGUGUGGCCUCUUCUUCACUCGACCUUCAGGCAGCUACUACAUCAGACUGCUGGCUGACUACUGGACAGUCCUCCCCAUAAUCAUCAUCAUCAUAUUUGAAAACUUGGCUGUGAGCUGGGCCAGUGAGGCCAGGAGUUUCUUUGCAGACUUGACUAACCUGUGGGGCCACCCCGUCUACCCCAUCAUUCGUUGGCUGUGGUCCUGUCUGAAUCCAAUUGUGCUGCUGGUCCUGUUUGUGACCACUGUGUUUCAUCUGUCUCUGAAGACCAUCACCUAUCUGGCCUGGGACUCAAGCACUUCAAAAGAAGUGGUUCGACGAUACCCAUCAUGGGGGCUGUUCGCAAUGAUUGCCCUUUUACUCAUUGUCAUUCUCCCCAUCCCCACGUACUUUGUAUGUUGCCUCACCCAUGGGAUUCCUGUCACCUCCACCCGCUGGGACAAGCCUGUGAUAUCCUCCAGAUCCCUGCCCAUAAGUGUCCAACUAACACCCAUUAAAGAGGUCCAAAAGGAGGAAAUCCUACAAGCCCCACCCUCUCACGCUCCUUCCUUCCUGCCGCGCCCCCUCCCCAAUCCAAACGAGAUCGUCUGCUUCAAGUCCCGUGCUGUUGAGUCGGGUAAGCGAAAUAUUAAAAUCUCCUCCGACCCCAAUGGCGAUGGCUCCCACGGAUCCUCGUACCAUCGUUCCCUCGUCGCACGCACAUGCCGACCCUCCCACCCCCACCCCCAAGCGCCCGCAGAAGCGACCGGUCUUCUCCAGACGCGCGCGUCAGUGGCGGACCUCGGAACUUCCCCUUCCAUCUCCCUUUUUCCCAGGAAUUUAGGGGUCCAGCAUGCCCUGAAUCUGGGAGCGGAGGGGCGGACCCCGGGCGCGGAGGGGCGGGGUAGUAAACGCCAGCGGGUAGAGCGGAAGUCUGGUGGCCCAUCUCGCCGCCGCUCUGCUCGUCUCGGAUGGGCCCGCCCUGGAGACACCGACUUCCUCCAGCAGGUGAUCGGGGCUGAGGCCGGCAGCUUUAUCCUGAUGUACUUCUUCAUGCUCCUCUUGUUCGGGAUUCCCCUCUUGUACAUGGAGAUGAUCAUGGGGAAAUGUCUGCAUGUGGACAACAUCCGGGUCUGGAAGCAGCUUGUCUCCUGGCUGGGCAGCAUAGGCUACGCCAGCGUACUGGCCUACUAUGUCCACCCCCAGGUAUGCAUCUUGGUGAGCUUGUAUAACAGCGUCAUCAUCACCUGGAGCCUCUCCUACCUGGGCAACUCCUUUGGUCGUCCCCUGCCCUGGGACAAGUGCCCACUGGUGAAGAACAUCAAUGUCACCAACCUCACUUGCCUUCGGACUGUGUCCCACCAGUACUUCUGGUACCACACCAGUCUGAAUGCCUCAAACCACAUUGAAGAAGGGGUCAAGGCCCUCGUCCUGAAUCUCAGUCUGGGCAUCUUCGCAGUCUGGUGCCUCCUCUUCCUAAUCAUGAGCACAGGGCUAAAGAUUUCAGUGCAGAUGCUGAUUUUCUCAGUAUUCCUCCCCUACAUCAUCCUCCUCUGCGUCCUCAUCCGAGGUCUCUUCUUGGAAGGUGCAACCACCAGCCUCAGACUUACGGUGACUACAGAGGCUGGAGGUGACAACUAUGCCCAGGUGGCCUCUUUAGUGACCCUCGUCAACCUGGUGACCUCUUUGCUGGCCACAUCCAUCAUCUUUAUAGUGCUGGGGUUCUGGACCACCACCAGUGGCCACGCCUGUGUCAAGCAGAGUGUCUCAAAGCUGUUGAAGCUGAUAGACAAGGGGGUGCUGCCUCAGGAUGCCAAGCCCCCAAAAGACAUCCUGCUCCUGCCCGCCCUGGACUACCUAGAAUGGAUCAACAGUCUCCCGAGGUAUCUCCGGCACCAAGUCAUCCACCUCUCCCCAUCCUGCAGCAUCAAGGCGCAGAAGGAAAAGUUCAUGGAGGGCCCUGGCCUGGCGUUUGCAGCAUUCUCCCAAGUCGUCUCGUUGUUCCCUGGUGCCUCUUUCUGGGCCAUCCUCUUCUUCAUGGCCCUGCUCAUCAUAGGGCUGAGCAACUUGAUGAAACUCUUGUAA
This is a messenger RNA of Eubalaena glacialis (North Atlantic right whale), 3720 nucleotides long. RefSeq names its product solute carrier family 6 member 16 (gene SLC6A16). Gene Ontology annotation, biological process: sodium ion transmembrane transport. Gene Ontology annotation, cellular component: membrane. The coding region runs from base 1 to 3720 and encodes 1239 amino acids. The transcript has 22 exons. The record is from RefSeq and is a predicted model, not a curated record. NCBI's taxonomy places the organism in Eukaryota, Metazoa, Chordata, Mammalia, Artiodactyla, Balaenidae.